Molecule: messenger RNA, 1664 nt
Organism: Periophthalmus magnuspinnatus
Lineage: Eukaryota; Metazoa; Chordata; Actinopteri; Gobiiformes; Gobiidae
Gene: nudt4a
Product: nudix (nucleoside diphosphate linked moiety X)-type motif 4a
Exons: 5
Coding region: 204-758 (184 amino acids)
Biological process (GO): adenosine 5'-(hexahydrogen pentaphosphate) catabolic process; diadenosine hexaphosphate catabolic process; diadenosine pentaphosphate catabolic process
Cellular component (GO): cytoplasm; nucleus
Molecular function (GO): bis(5'-adenosyl)-pentaphosphatase activity; bis(5'-adenosyl)-hexaphosphatase activity; diphosphoinositol-polyphosphate diphosphatase activity
Source: RefSeq, a predicted model, not a curated record
GGGAGGGCUCCGCGGGAAGAGCCAGAGGCGCACGGAGCACAUGGAGACGCGCGGGAGCAGCGGCACGGAUCCACUCACCCACCGACACCUCUCAGCUCUUUAAACACACAACACAGGCUAGAUUUGGAUUAUACUUCAACCCAAUACGCGCACUGAACUCUUUUUUUUUCGUUUGAAGCGGUUUACCAGUUUUUUAGGAACAUAUGAUGAAGAUUAAACCCAACCAGACCAGGACGUAUGACUGCGAGGGCUACAAGAGACGAGCGGCGUGUCUGUGCUUUAAAAAUGAGAAGGAGGACGAGGUGUUACUGGUGAGCAGCAGCCGGCACCCGGACCAGUGGAUCGUGCCUGGAGGAGGAAUGGAACCUGAGGAGGAGCCGUGUGGGGCAGCUGUGCGGGAGGUGUUUGAGGAGGCUGGUGUUAAAGGAAAACUUGGUCGACUUCUGGGGAUUUUUGAGCAUAAUCAAAAUAGAAAGCAUCGGACAUACGUUUAUAUCCUCAUUGUGACAGAGACACUGGAAGAUUGGGAAGAUUCUGUCAACAUUGGAAGAAAACGCAAAUGGUUCAAAGUUGAUGAAGCCAUUAGAGAGCUCCAGAAGCACAGGCCUGACCACGCAGAAUACCUCCGGACUUUCAUAAGCCACUGCAAUCCUACACACAGUCCUGUCUGUGGCCCGGCAAAUGGAAACGCCACAACUGACAACAGCCCGGCACAUUAUGUGCUUUGUUCCACAGGGUCAGAGCUAGUCAACAGAUAAUAACAUGAAGAACCAAGAGAUAUGAGAACCAAGAGAACCAAUAUGAUGGAAUCCUCUGAAAUGGACAGUUAAUCUAACCUUGGUGGCCUUUGAAUUUGAGAUGGAUUUGGGCAUAAAGUGCAUUGUAUGUUCUUUUGUCAUAUUUAAAGUUGCACUAUGUAACUUUUCUGGUGAAGGGUCCAUCACCUGCUUUGCUUGAAUGUUCUUCAGUACGUCAUUGGCAUUAAACGUCUAUCUCCAUGGACACGGCUCACAGUAAGAAUGCAAGAUAUUUUUGAGCAAUAAAACACUUGUAAUUGAAUAAAUGCCAUUUAAUGCCAUACUGCAGAAGAAUCUGUAAUAAUAAUUGCACUAUUGUGGGACAAAUUAUUCCAAGCAGGUGGUGGACCCUCCACCAGAAAAGUUACAUAGUGGACCUUUAAACCAUAGUUUUACAAGUGCCACAAGUGAGUGGUCUGAUUGUAGUCUUUUACAGGUGAUUACCGUUUGAGGUCAGCGCGAAAGAGGGGUCUUUAAAAAAAAUCUAUAUAGAAAAUGGUGUGCUUUGUUAAUUACCUAUUACAGUUUUAUGUCUAAUGUAGUUGUUUUACGAGAUAUUGUGAAGAGUAUUUUGUAUUUUCAUGUACAGCUUAAGCAACCACUGAUGACAGUACAAACUAGUUGGUUGUUUAGAAACUGAUACUUGGAUUAAGACAUCUACAACUAUCCACCACUGUAAUAAUAUUUGUUAGUUUAACUGUAUCAGUUACAAUGGUAUAGAUUUUACAUUGAUCUUACAAUGUGUCUUCUUAUAAGUUAUAAGUGCCUUAAAUACAACAGUGUCAAUGAUUUGAAUGAAGAUGUAAGUUGCUGUUAAAUCUAUCUGUGUUUCUCUUUAAAACCAUAUUAAAAUUAUUGGAUUUGCUC